AUGUCUUAAGUAGGAUGUCGGAAAUCGUGGCGAGUAGUGCGGAUGUCAGAUCAUCUGAUGACAUGGAGUGGGAGGAUGAGGUUCAAGGACCGGAAUGAAUGUAGAAGCAAUGUGAAGGUUAAGUGCUGUAAUUGGUGGUGUUAGGGAUUUAUUUGGUUUAGAAUGUUAUUUUCCUGGUAGUACAUAAUUGGGCAGAUCAUGAUUGAUCGACAUUCCAGCACAGUAGGUGGCGGCAUGCACUUUAAACGUUUGUUUGUGGACCGCCAUGAUAUCAUAGAAGAAGAAGGCGACGAUGAAGAAGAGACCAUGUUGAAUUAGCGUUUUAUUUGGAGUGAAUUUAAUCUAAUAGUAACAUAAGUAAUUGAUUUGCCGCAAACAUUUAUGAUAUAUAACAUCAAAGUAAGAGGAAGGUGGCACAGGUUUGAGUUGCUGCAUAUGAAAUGAGCUGAAUACACCCCCACUCUCACACACACAGCUACACACUUUGACAGAAGAGCUGAGAGAGGGGGGAGACUCACCUGGAGCAGAGGGGACAGACUGAAAGGAGCCCAAGGGGAGCUUAAAGCUGCGUUGCUUUUGGACUACAGUUACCCUUGUUUGAUUUUCAACAUCAGGAAACUACUUCAACACGUGGAUGGACAUAUACAGACAGAGUGGAAAACAAAUGUUGAACAAUAAGGACCAUAUUAUUUUGAAGAAAUAUUUGUACAAAGGACAUCGAUGUUGAGCAAUUCAAAUGGACUUGACGCAAAACAAGGAAAUAAAAACAUAUAAAUGUAACGUUUGAACAAAGAUUAUAUUACAGAUGCUAUUCCCCCGCUUCAAAUUGUCUUAGCAAUUCUAUUGCAGGAAUUAAACGCCUUGAUUCUUGUUCAAAUAUGUUCUAUAUUGUGUGCAGGUGCAGUAUAUUUAUGCAUUUGAAUGCAUAUAUCUCUUCAUUUGGGAGAGCUCUUGUAUAAAUACUAUUUUUUUUCACACGGCAGUAAACUCUGUUGAAGGGGACCGAACUGCACGUAUAUGUAAAAACUACAAAUAGACUUCUGUUGAAAAAGCUUUAGACAAAAAACUAGAUAUUUGUUAAUGCUUUAUUAGACUCAUCUACUUUUGAAGAGGCUUUUUAAGGGGGCAAAAAAACAGGGGUAGAAAAUAUUAAUAUUUUGAGAAUAAAAACAAGAAAGCGAAAAUGGCAGCUGCCAGAACAGAGAACCUUGGUCCUGUCGUCAUGGGACUGAACAAGCAGAACGGGCAGCUUAGGGGGCCGCCUAAACUGGCUUCUCCCCAAUCAGGACCCCUCGUCCUGGGCUCUCUGUCAGACGAGGCCACAGGUGCAUCCCAGAAAGCGGGUGCUGCCCAGGAGGGAACUGGGAUUAGGUUUGGAGAUGACUGGAAAAAGAGCCUACAGCUCCCUCCCAAAGACACCAGGGUCAGAACCUCUGAUGUAACGUCCACUAAGGGGAAUGAGUUUGAGGACUACUGUCUGAAACGGGAGCUCCUGAUGGGCAUCUUUGAGAUGGGCUGGGAGAAGCCCUCCCCUAUCCAGGAGGAGAGCAUUCCCAUAGCCCUGUCAGGACGAGACAUCCUGGCCCGAGCCAAGAAUGGAACAGGGAAGAGUGGGGCCUACCUCAUCCCCAUGCUGGAGAGAAUAGACCUGAAGAAGGACUAUAUACAGGCCAUUGUGAUGGUGCCCACUCGUGAGCUGGCCCUGCAGGUUAGCCAGAUCAGUAUCCAGAUCAGUAAGCACCUGGGCGGCGUGAAGGUCAUGGCCACCACGGGCGGCACCAACCUGCGAGAUGACAUCAUGCGCCUGGACGAGACUGUGCAUGUGGUCAUAGCCACACCCGGCAGGAUCCUAGACUUGAUAAAGAAGGGCGUGGCCAAAGUGGAUAGAGUCCAAAUGAUGGUGAUGGAUGAGGCGGACAAGCUGCUGUCUCAGGACUUUGUAGUGCUUAUCGAGGAUAUCAUCAGCUUCCUGGCCAAGGGCCGUCAGAUCCUACUCUACUCUGCCACCUUCCCCAUCAGCGUGCAGAAGUUCAUGGCCAAGCACCUGCAGAAGCCCUAUGAGAUCAACCUGAUGGAGGAGCUGACUCUGAAGGGCAUCACCCAGUACUACGCCUACGUCACUGAGAGACAAAAAGUCCACUGUCUCAACACGCUCUUCUCGCGGCUGCAGAUCAAUCAGUCCAUCAUCUUCUGUAACUCCACCCAGAGAGUUGAGCUGCUAGCCAAGAAGAUCACCCAGUUGGGCUACUCCUGCUUCUACAUCCACGCCAAGAUGAUGCAGGAGUACAGAAACCGUGUGUUCCACGACUUCAGAAAUGGACUCUGCAGAAAUCUUGUCUGCACCGAUCUGUUCACCAGAGGUAUUGACAUCCAAGCCGUCAAUGUUGUCAUCAACUUCGACUUCCCCAAGAACGCCGAGACAUACCUGCAUCGCAUCGGAAGAUCAGGGAGGUUUGGUCACCUGGGCCUGGCCAUCAACCUGAUCACCUCUGAGGACCGCUUCAACCUGAAGUCCAUCGAGGACCAGCUGGUCACCGACAUCAAGCCCAUCCCUGGCAGUAUCGACAAGAACCUGUACGUGGCCGAGUUCCACACCGCCAACCUAGACUGCGAGGUGGAGGAGGAGCUGAAGGAGACAGGCUGCCAACAGGAGGAGCCCUAGAACCCCUCAACUGGACAAUAGGACAUACCUGGCUUUUGCACAACGUUCGGCUCUUGCACACAGGCUUCAGGCACCUCUUCAACUUCUCUUAUCUCAACCUUCAAAACCUGGCACAUGGAUGUUAAGGUCGAGUUUACUUUUUGCUGAUUUGUAUGUUCUGUUCUUAUUCCCCCUUGUUAUUUCAUUAAGAGCUGCCUGCAUUUCUUUAUUUAAAUUGGUUUAACCAUGUUGUUUUGCACCAAAGGUAGCUUGCCCAAUGCACACUGAAUGAGAUCAAUCAGUCCUUUUUUGGCUUAAGACAUGUAGGCUAAUGUUUUUUGGAUUGUAUCCUGGUAUUGGAAGGUAACAUAUCAGCUGAAAAACUUCCAAGAUAGGUGAGGAACAAUGUCUUUAAAAAAGUAAGAUCAUUGCAAAAUAUUGAUGAAGUUGUAUUGUUUCCAGCCGAAUAUGUCGUCCACUUUUACGGCCAGCUUUGGAGGAGGACAGGUUUGUGUCAUCAAUGACAUGAGGCCUAUUGUUAACCUUAGCAACAACCACUAAGGGUAAAGAAAGCUUCAGAAUGUUGGAAAGCUCAUUCACUUACAUGCAUUUUUGAUUGGAGUUAAGAUACUAUAUUUGUAGGUUUUAAACUUAUUAAUAAAUUCACAAAUGGUUGGAUUAUAAAUCCUUUGGAUACUAAUAUCCAACUUCGACUUAAAUAAUUUAUCUUCUGUACUACAUACACUGAGUGUACAAAACAUUAGGAACACCUUCCUAAUAUUACGUUGCACCCCAUUUUGCCCUCAGAACAGCCUCAAUUCGUCGGGUUUCGAAAGCGUUCCACAGGUAUUCUGGUUCAUGUUGACUCCAAUGCUUCCCACAGUUGUGUCAAGUUGGCUGGUAGGUCCUUUAGGUGCUGGACCAUCCUUGAUACACACGGGAAACUGUUGAGUGAGACAAACCCAGCAGCGAUUCAGUUCUUCACACACUCAAACCGGUGCGCCUGGCACCUACUACCAUACUCUGUUCAAAGGGACUUAAAUCUUUUGUCUUGCUCAUUCACCCUCUGAAUGACACACAUACACAAUUCAUGUAUCAAUUGUCUCAAAGCUUAAAAAUCAUUCAUUAACCGUCUCCUCCCCUUCAUCUACACUGAUUGAAGGUGACAUCCAAUAAGGGAUCAUACAGUACCUCUCACCUGAAUUCACCUGGUCAGUCUGUCAUGGAAAGAGCAGGUGUUCCUAAUGUUUUGUACACUCAGUGUGUAUAGUUAGCUGGGUUAUCAAAAUAAUGCCUGUAUUGGAAAAUAGCUACAUAGAUUGAUGGCUUUAGGUUGCUUGAAAGUGGUCACGUUCAAAAUGAGCAGCUUGAGUCAUGUACACUUUCAGAGGUGCAGUCCGUCCCAACCGUAAAAUAAAUGUUUACGGUACGUUAUUCAAACCUGAUUUGUUAUCGAUGACAACUAGCUGGCUCAGGUCUUUGAAUUGCACACAAAGUAAUGUUAUUUUUUUUUCAACAAUAUUUCUGCUGAUUAAAAGUAACACUGCUUGUGCCUUGCCUCAGGCUACUGUAGCUAGAGUUACCUCGGUAUACAUGCGAUGCAUAGACAAAAUACAUUUUUUGUUUAUCUCAAAUUACAGAGAUGCAAACGCCUGUGGUAGUGUUCCCACUCACACUAGAUAGAAAACCAACAAACGUAUGUUUUUACAGUGGUACACGACACCAUCAUCCAUGCAGUUGUAUUGAAUUACUAGUAUUUCACUGCAUGUGAUACGUAGCUUGAAAUUAGUGGGGGGGGGGGGGUUAUUCAACAUGGAGGCUCACACAUCAGACAUCAACUCAGUUAUAGAUAGAAUUCAUGAUUAUAUUAAAAUAAAACACUUUUAGCCAUUUAACACUAAAAUGAAUGCAUUUCAACAAGAGAUUCCUUUUUCUUUACCCUUUGUGGGCGGGACCAAAGCGGUUGCCAGGGACACAAGGCCCAAACGCGUUCACACAUUUAAACCGGUCUUCCUCCAUUGUAGAGACAAGAUGGACCCUUUUAUAUUGGCUCAUUCACACUAGCCAUCUUGCCCGCUUACAUUCACAUGCCUUUUGUCACUCAAGUGCCUUAAUUACUCUCCCACAUGCGCUCUUAUCAGUUCAUCCAUCUGUCUUUCUCUCACACAACAGACAGAAUGCAAACACAAUUAAGCUGAAUUGUAACAUUGGUUGAUUCAGAAUUCCAUUAUGCAAGUAGAACGUUCAUUGUGCACUCUCCUUCUAGGGAAUCUUGUUCAUGUUCUAGAUGCUCAAUAACCAAGGCUCAAACUCUGACUGCCAUCAUCUAGAAUGCGAAAGUACUUUUAAUGUAAACUUUGCAAUAAAAAAGGGCAGCUUUUACUUAGACGCAACGUGACUGUUUCUGUCACUAUGAAUAAUCAAUCAUGUGAAUAAUAUAAUAUGAUAUAAGACUGGGCCCAUUGUAAAAACUGUGGAUGGUAGCCUACUAUCAAGCUAAUAUAGCACCGGACAAAAAUUCCCCUAUAUAUAAACGAUCUCAGACCAGUACAGGAGCAGUUCAUGAAAACACAAGUCACAGUAGCAUCCAAUUACUGAGCUUGUGUAGCAUUUUACUAGUAAAACUAUUUUCUGAGGUUUCAUACUUAUGUUGCGGUGGUGAUGUGAUUAUGUGUCAAAAUAUCACCCUAAUCCCUGUAAAGUACACUACUUUUGACCAGGACCCAUAAAGUAGUGCACUAUAUAGGAAAUAGGCCCAUAUAUCUGCAGCUAUGGAAAGAACAGGUAGAAUUUACAAUCUGAUCAGUCAUAUGCAUCCAAUUUCUGAAAGACGCACAAGGUGUUGUUGGAGAUUAAGAUCAGCAUGGGAUCUUUUUUUUUAACCACUGUCUCUUUCACAUAUGAGCCCUUCAUGAACACCUCAAUAAACAACAAUUACACUAUAAAUAUCUACAGUGGGGAGAACAAGUAUUUGAUACACUGUCGAUUUGGCAGGUUUUCCUACUUACUAAGCAUGUAGAGGUCAGUAAUUUUUAUCAUAGGUACACUACAGGUAAUGAGUGGAGAAUAGGAGGGCUUCUUAAAGAAAAACUAACAGGUCUGUGAGAGCCGGAAUUCUUACUGGUUGGUAGGUGAUCAAAUACUUAUGUCAUGCAAUAAAAUACAAAUGAAUUACUUAAAAAUCAUACAAUGUGAUUUUCUGGAUUUUUGUUUUAGAUUCCGUUUCUCACAGUUGAAGUGUACCUAUGAUAAAAAUUACAGACCUCUACAUGCUUUGUAAGUAGGAAAACCUGCAAAAUCGGCAGUGUAUCAAAUACUUGUUCUCCCCACUGUAUAUACAAAUCUAUUACACAAUACACGAAAAGCAAACACAAAAUAUGAAAAGCAAAACACAAGGAAACAAACCCAUUAUUCAGUAAAAAAGGCCCUCUAACAUUGGCCUGAAUAGCCCUAGAGGCAAUCUUGACGUUUUCUUUGUACAAAACAACAUGGUUCAACAUAUUUUUAAGACCUGCUUUUUCUUCCUCAAUGUGAGGGUCCCUCAAAGUAAUAUAAUAUGUUUUUUAGAGGUAGACAUUUCAUGUUGGUACAGUUUUGUGGGUAUGCGGUUUAGGGUCUAAUUUGAAUCAAUCUAAAUGACUCAAAUGUAAAAAUGUAUCUCCAAAGUGUUGUGAAUGUAUUAAUUGCCAAUAUGUACUGUGCAGCCCGAUGGUACAUGCAGCCAAUUGGUACAAAAUAUAGUAUAUUUAGACUAAAAACUAAGUAACAAGAAACCAAGCUUUUAUUUUAAAAACCUCAGAGCUCUUGGGUGAUGUUCCUCAGCCUGGCUCCAAGGGAGAAGGGAGGGUAUUUUGAUAUGAUACAUACAGAGCUGAGAACUUGGCAGAACUCUCAUUUGUUAUCUCUGCUAUUCAUUAGGUUGGGAAAACCCAGAGUUUUUUUUGGGGGGGGGUCGGUCGUACAGUUUUGUUAUGAUUGUGAAAAGCUGAGGGACUAUUCUUGUGUGUGGGGUGGGUUGGCUCACAUCAGAAUUAUAUUUGAAAGCAAAUUGUAGCAUCUUCAAACUGGCAGCUGUGAUCUUUUUUUUGGUCCUGCUACAAAUGUUUAGCUGAUGAUGAAAGCAGAGAAAAAUAUGUGAUAUUUUUUUUGCUUCUCUUUGAAAUUAUUUUUGACAAUGCUUGCUAAGCAGGGAGGGGGGCAGAGCAGGGUUUGGGGCACUGGGUUUGUGUGGGUUUGCGAGUCAUCUUGAAUCUUUUCUUCUCUCUGGUACUUAAGAACUCCAGCACAACAGUGGACCAACCAAUAUGGUUUGCAACAGAUCUGAAACUCAACACAUUUGUAAUUUUUCUCCCAAAGUACAAAAAAAGUAUUAUAUUUUGACCAUUAGUUUGCUUAUUUUAAGUACUGGAGAGAAUGCUAUCCGAGCACAGUCAUACUGGUUAUCUAGGUCAAUCUUUUUACGAGGUGGUUGCUAUCAUUUUGAGGAAAUUGGUUUGUAAAUGAUUCGUUGUGUUCACAAUUCGUUUACAAUAACAAAAAAAAUAUGAAUUUGCUUCAUGGUGGAGGUAGUUUUGAAUAUUAGAUUUUUUUUAUUUUUUUUAAUUUUAAAUACUGACUUUCAGGAUUUAUAUUGAACCGAAACCAAAAAAGUGUAAUGUCACGUCAUGGCAUUUUGUGUGCUUUGCGUGAGUGACUGUCAGUAAGUGUUGUGUGUGUGUGUGUGUGUGUGUGUGUGUGUGUGUGUGUCAUAGAGAGAAACUUGGUGUGUGAGAAACAAGGUUGGUUGGUGUGUUUUAAGAGUAAGUUAGUGUCCCGUCUCAUUUGUUUGUUGGUAUGAAUGUGAUUGCCUGUGUGUCUGUAUAUGAAUGGCUGUUCUGUAAGAUUGUUUGGUAGGGUGUUCAAUUGGCUGAAUGUGAAUUUCUGUAUGCAAUUGUGAAUGUUUCUGUGUGCUUGUUUGUCUGUGAGUGACAUACAAUGUCUUAAUAUUCGUAUGGCUGUUGUCCCUAGCCUGUUUUCUGGUCUACUUUGUGACCCAUACUGUGCAAAGACAGAAUAGGUCAACACUAGCCAUAUAGUGUAAACCCCAAACUAGCCCAAGGCAGAGUUUUUCAAAUUCCUUUCACAUACUGUUCUUUGCGAUCAGUGGUCACAAAGGGGACUAGAAAACAGGCAAUGUUCACCAUCCUCAAAGGGAUAUUCAGAUGGAAUAUUCAGUCUAUGUCAGUGGGUAAAUGUCUGUAUAUUCAGUUUAUUAGGUACACCCAUCUAGUAUCUGGUCAGAUCCCCCUUUGCCUCCAGAACAGCCUGAAUUAUUUGGGGCAUGGAAACAUUGCUCAAUUCCUAUCAAGGGACCUAAUGUGUGGCAGGAAAACAUUCCCCAAACCAUUACACCACCACCAUCAGCCUGUACCGUUGACACCAGGCAGGAUGGGGCCAUGGACUUGCUUACACCAAAUCCUGACUCUGCCAUCAGCAUGACGCAACAGGAACCAGGAUUCGUCGGACCAGGCAAUGUUUUUCCACUCCUCAAAUGUCCAGUGUUGGUGAUCGUGUGCCCACUGGAGCCGCUUCUUGUUUUUAGCUGAUAGGAGUGGAACCCGGUGUGGUCGUCUGCUGCAAUAGCCCAUCCGUGACAAGAAUCGACAAGUUGUUCUUUUAGAGAUGCCAUUCUGCACACCACUGUUGUACUACGCCGUUAUUUGCCUGCCUGUUAGCUUGCAUGAUUCUUGCCAUUCAACAUCGACCUCUCAUCAACGAGCUGUUUUCGCCAAGAGGACUGUCCCUGGCUGGAUGUUUUUUGUUUGUCACACCAUUCUUGGUAAACCCUAGACACUGUCUUGCAUGAGAAGCCCAGGAAGCCGGACAUUUUGAAAUACUGGAACUGGCGUGCUUGGCACUGAUGAUCAUAACACGCUCAGAUGCUUAGGUCACUCAUUUUGCCCAUUCUAACGUUCAGUUGACCAGUAACUGAAUGCGUCAAUGACUGUAUAUGCUAUAUUGCCUAUAUAUGGCAAGCCACGGCCACGUGACUCGUUGUCUGUAGGAGCUAACCAUUUUCGUGAGCAGUGUAGUGUACCUAAUAAACUGGCCAAGUCAGUGUAUGUCACUGUCUAAUCCUGUGUGGAUCUGUGUGUGCGUGCUCUUGGCCAUUGAGUCAAGUUGUGACUGUGUGAAUGAUUGAGUACAAGUGGGGGAGGGAAGGUUCACUUGUCGUUAACUCCAAGAUGUUUGGAAAAGGUAAUCAUGUUCAUACCCUUAAGAACACAAGUAAGAGCUAGCCUAUAUGGUCUAUGGUGGGGAAAGGUAGAAGGGGUUUGGGGUAUAAUACAAUUAAGCAAACAAGAAUUAUGGUAUUGCAACAUGGGGUUUGGAGAAAAUAAACUGGUACAGAUCAUUUUGAAACCAGAAUACCCCUGAUUCCCAAAUUGCAAUAGAGCUAAUACAGCGAAGCCUCAAAUGUAUCUCCAGUUGAACAAAUUCUGAAUUGCAUGCAUGACUGUGUUGUGCUUCUCUAAUUCAGACUCCUCUUACAUGCAGAGACUCUACAUUCAAUAAACUGAGAGACUGAAUUCUGCAAGAGCUGGAAAGAAAAGUGUGUAUUCUGUUCCUGGAAACUGGAUGAAUGACUGGUACUAAAAUUCUAAUUUGCUAAAUUACUUGUUUGGAAUUUUUAAACAUAGCCGCGGUUAAAUUUGUCACAUACGUGAGUAAAACAUUUUCUGUGGUCAUUAAGGGGGAGAAGCCAUUUCAGAAUUCAGUUGUCCUGUGUUUUCUGUAGUUAUUGUAUAGUGCCUUCAGAAAGUAUUCAUACCCCUUGACUUAUUCCACAUUUUUGUUGUUACAGCCUGAAUUCAAAAUGGAUUAAAUAGAUUUCUUUCUCUCCCAUCUACACACAAUACCCCAUAAUGACAAAGUGAAAACAUGUUUUUCUUUAAAUGUUUUCAAAUUUAUUGAAAAUGAAAUGCAUAAAUAUCUAAUUUACAUAAGUAUUCACACCCCUGAAUCAAUACUUUGUAGAAGCACCUUUGGCAGCGAAUACAACUGUGAGUCUUUCUAGGUCAGUCUAAGAGCUUUCCACACCUGGAUUGUACAACAUUUACCCAUUUAUUCUUUUCAAAAUUCUUCAAGCUCUUGAUCAUUGCUAGACAACCAUUUUCAGGUCUUGUCAUAGUUAUCAAGUAGAUUUUAAGUCAAAACGAUAACUCGGCCACUCAGGAACAUUCACUUUCUUCUUGGUAAGUAACUCCAGUGUAGAUUUGGCCUUGUCUUUUAGGUUAUUGCCCUGCUGAAAUGUGAAUUCAUCUUCCAGUGACUGGUGAAAAGCAGACUGAGCCAGCUUUUCCUUUAGGAUUUUGUCUGUGUUUAGCUCAAUUCCAUUUCCUUUUUAUCCUGAGAAACUCCCCAGUCCAUAAUGAUUACAAGCUUACCUAUAACAUGAUGCAGCCACCACUAUGCUUGAAAAUAUGGAGAGUGGUACUCAGUAAUGUUUGCGUUGGAUUUUCCCCAAACAUAACACUUUGUAUUCAGGACAAAAAGUGAAUUGCAUUGCCACAUUUUUUGCAGUAUUAUUUAGUGCUUUGUUGCAAACAGGAUGCAUAUUUUGGAAUAUUAUUAUUCUGUACAGUCUUCCUUAUCAUUCUGUCAAUUGCGUUAGUAUUGUGGAGUAACUACAAUGUUGUUGAUCCAUCCUCCAGUUUUCUCUUAUCACAGCCAUUAAACUAUGUAACUGUUUUAAAGUAACCAUUAGCCUCAUGGUGAAAUCCCUGAGCGGUUUCCUUCCUCUCUGGCAACUGAGUUAGGAAGGACGCCUGUAUCUUUGUAGUGACUGGGUGUAUUAAUACACCAUCCAAAGUGUAAUUAAUAACUUCACCAUCCUCAAAGGGAUAUUCAGUGUCUGAAUUGUCUUGAGUCAAUAAGUAUUCAAACCCCUUUGUUAUGACAAUCCAAAAUAGAGUAAAAAUGUGCUUAAGUUUCAUGGACACACUGUGUGCAAUAGUGUUUGACAUGAUUUUUUAAUGACUACCUCAUCUCUGUACCUCACACGUAUAUUUAUGCCCCAGUCAAGCUGUCAAUUUCAAACACAGAUUCAACCACAAGUGUAAUUAAAACUUCACCAUCCUCAAAGGGAUAUUCAGUGUCUGCUUUAGGUGCCCUUCUUUGAGAGGCAUUUGAAAACCUCGCCGGUUUUUGUGGUUGAAUCUGUGUUUGAAAUUGACAGCUUGACUGUGGGAUAAAUAUACGUGUGAGGUACAGAGAUGAGGUAGUCAUUAAAAAUCAUGUUAAACACUGUUGCACACAGUGUGUCCAUGAAACUUAAGCACCUUUUUACUCCAAAACUUAUUUUGGCUUGUCAUAACAAAGGGGUUUGAAUACUUAUUGACUCAAGACAAUUCAGCUUUUCACAAAAUGUGGGAAAAGUCAAGGGGUGUGAACACUUUCUGAAGGCACUGUAUGUGGGAAUGUACACACCUUGGUGGCUAUUCCUUUUACUUUCUCAUUUGUUAUUUUCAAAACUGUUCAGCCCCAUGUAGAGUGAGAAUUACAAACGGAGGUCUUAACACUGAAACUUUGACGAGGUAGUUUGUCUUACAAAUUAGACAGCCGUAGUCAGCCACUAUAUUGGAGCAUACAUGUAUGCUUGAUCUGAUUAUAGAGAAAGUCGAUGGGUAAAGUUGCACCAUUAAUUUGCUUACAAUAUUUCAAUUUAAAAUGCAACUAUGUCAAUUUGGCUAAUUACACCUCCCCCCUCGGUAACCCUAGAAACACAACCAAUACAAGAAGCAUACUUCAAUUAUCUACUUCUAUCAGAGUCUUAAACUGUACUUUAAUGACAUUGGAAUUAAUACAGGGGGUUAUAAAAUGUAAUAAAAAUGAACUCAAUUGAAA
Molecule: messenger RNA, 11527 nt
Organism: Salmo salar (Atlantic salmon)
Lineage: Eukaryota; Metazoa; Chordata; Actinopteri; Salmoniformes; Salmonidae
Product: putative ATP-dependent RNA helicase ddx6
Molecular function (GO): nucleic acid binding; RNA helicase activity; ATP binding
Source: RefSeq, a predicted model, not a curated record